Messenger RNA from Histoplasma mississippiense, 945 nucleotides. Its product is annotated as guanine nucleotide-binding protein alpha-2 subunit. NCBI's taxonomy places the organism in Eukaryota, Fungi, Ascomycota, Eurotiomycetes, Onygenales, Ajellomycetaceae. The record is from RefSeq and is a predicted model, not a curated record. Gene Ontology annotation, cellular component: heterotrimeric G-protein complex. The transcript has 6 exons. The coding region runs from base 1 to 945 and encodes 314 amino acids. Gene Ontology annotation, biological process: G protein-coupled receptor signaling pathway. Gene Ontology annotation, molecular function: G-protein beta/gamma-subunit complex binding; GTP binding; G protein-coupled receptor binding.
AUGAUCCGGAUGGACAAAAAGGUUCAAGAUCGGACAGUGAAGAUUCUCCUUCUUGGCGCUGGUGAAUCCGGCAAGUCCACCAUUAUUAAGCAAAUGCGAAUUAUCCACUCAGGCGGCUUCCCAGAAGACGAACGACGACAAAAUCGGGCUGUCAUUUACUCUAACAUGGUGGUUGCGUUCAAAGUCCUGUUGGAUAUUAUGAAAACGGAACAAAUUGACUUCGAGAACGAAGAGACAAAGGCAUCCUCUCGCCGAGCUAUUGAGUACUACAGAUCCGGAUAUAAAGGUGUACAAAAAGCCGUUUCCCGAGGACACGAAUUUGCACUCCAUGAUAAUCUUCAAUACUAUUUCAAAUCUCUCGAGCGCGUGUUUGCCCCUGGGUGGCUACCCAACAACCAAGACAUGCUCCAUUCCCGACUCCGAACUACCGGUAUCACAGAAACUUUAUUUGAAUUGGGCCAAAUAAAUUUCCGAAUGAUGGACGUUGGAGGUCAACGAUCAGAACGGAAAAAGUGGAUUCAUUGCUUUGAAGGAGUGCAAUGUCUUUUAUUCAUGGUUGCUAUGUCAGGUUAUGACCAAUGCCUUGUUGAAGAUCAGAAUGCGAAUCAAAUGCACGAGGCGAUGAUGCUUUUCGAAUCCUUGGUAAACGGCGAGUGGUUCAAACGGAAGCCGGUGAUCCUGUUUCUCAACAAAAUAGAUCUCUUCAAGGAAAAGAUCGCUAUAUCUCCAGUAUCCAAACACUUCCCAGAUUACCAAGGCCCGGAAGGCAGUUUUGAACCGGCCGUCAAAUUCUUUGCACAACGCUUCCGCGGUAUCACUCGAGUCCCCGAACGGGAAAUCUACAUCCACCAGACGAACGCAACGGACACCAACCUCCUAAAAGCCACAAUGGACUCAGUGCAAGACAUGAUUAUCCAGAAGAACCUUAACAACUUGAUUCUGUAG